This is a messenger RNA of Botrytis deweyae, 402 nucleotides long. RefSeq lists its product as uncharacterized. NCBI's taxonomy places the organism in Eukaryota, Fungi, Ascomycota, Leotiomycetes, Helotiales, Sclerotiniaceae. Bases 1 to 402 code for a protein of 133 amino acids. The record is from RefSeq and is a predicted model, not a curated record. The transcript has a single exon.
AUGUCCUCGGGCACCGUCAGCUCGAUCUCCACCCCCCAGGCAAUAAUCAGCCUCGAGGUCUUGUACACCGUCUCCCUCAGGCUCUGCGGCGCGCUCGGCCCCAGCUCGAACCGCGCGCGCGGGUCAUUCACGUCCCACAUGCCCCUGCUCACAGUCGCCACAAACGGCCGCUGCAGGAACGUCACGGUCGCGCUCAACGAGUUGAUCAGCUCUUUCCGCUCAGCGUUCAACGGCACCGCCUGCUCGGCCUGGUCCAGCAGCGGGUGUCCCAGAUCAGCCCAGCAGCGCUCCCACACGUCCGCGAGCGGGAUCGUAUACGGGCCGUCGCGCUCCAGCCGGUUGACCGGGUUGGCUAAACUGGCCCCGUACCGGUCGGUCCAGUAUCUGACCGUCGUCUCGUAG